AUGGACACUGGCAAUAUGGAAACGGACCAAUUGGAAUCAUCGCAAUCUUUGAUCGAGCCAACAUCGCAAUUCGAUUCGAGAUCAAUCAAUUUAACUAUUACUACUUCUGCAUUGGACGCUCCUACAGCGCCUUCGCCUGUGUCCAGGAGCGUGGCAGUAGAAAUAGACGAUCGUUAUGACACAAGUCAUCCAAACCGCGGACUAGCGAUUAUCAUCAACCAAGUGAAGUUUAAUGGAAUGGCGGAACGAGAGGGUAGUGAUAAGGAUCGUGAUAGUAUAAGCUCGGUGUUGAGCGAAAUCGGGUUUGAUGUGCGCGAGAUCGAGGAUCUAAAGAAAAGGAAGCUUCUUGCCAUGCUAAAAUCGAUUGCUAGUGAAGACCAUUCCAAGAACGAUUGCCUGGUAGUGGUUGUGAUGACACACGGGAAGAAGAACAAUCGUUUAUACGCGAGAGACAAGUGCUACAAAGCGGAUAAAUUGUGGGAACCUUUUAUUGGCGAUGCGUGUCCAUCGCUGCUUGGAAAACCGAAGCUGUUUUUCAUACAGGCUUGCAGAGGUAAAAAGCUGGAUACUGGCUCUAGGAUAAAGCGUAUGGUUGCGGAGGUUUUACCAUUACCGGUGGCAGAGCCAGUACCGAUAAAUUACGUCAUACCUACUAUGGCCGAUCUGCUAGUAAUGUACUCUACCUGUGAUGGGUAUUACGCAUGGCGCAAUACGGACAACGGAUCUUGGUUCAUUCAAUCGCUCAGCAUGGAGCUUGUAGUGAAGGCCCACCGCCAGGAGCUUCUGCACAUCCUUACUGGAGUUUCGCGAAGGGUCGCAUAUCAGUAUCAAUCGAACGUUCCCGGAAACCGAGCACUUGAUGCAAUGAAACAGAUGCCGUGCAUAAAGUCAAUGCUCACGAAGCUACUGUAUUUCCCAUCGCAAAAUUGCAAACCGGACCGUUCUCCCAUGGCAGUGGCAGAAUGUCCGGCUACGUCAUAA
Molecule: messenger RNA, 981 nt
Organism: Anopheles marshallii
Lineage: Eukaryota; Metazoa; Arthropoda; Insecta; Diptera; Culicidae
Product: caspase-1-like
Exons: 2
Coding region: 1-981 (326 amino acids)
Biological process (GO): proteolysis
Molecular function (GO): cysteine-type endopeptidase activity
Source: RefSeq, a predicted model, not a curated record